UGCAUGGACAGCUGCUGUUUCUUCCUUCCCCUCCUUUGCUCCCCUAGCUCUUUUUCUUCCUCUCUUUCCCUCUCCACACUGACUCCAUUCAUUUCCUUCUCCCCUUCUCCUCUCCUUUUUUCCUCCACUGUGUCAUUCUGCCCUGCACUUUCCCCCGAGGCGGUUAUAAAGGCAGGUCCUGUUGGAGGGAGAGGGCUUGUGUAAUCUCAGGGCUGCACAGGCUGCACAUGAGCACCCGAGCGGCUUGCUUUCAGCUGCGAAGGCGCCGCCGUAGCCUCGACAGAGGGCGUGAAAACAUCCCACCGGGGCAAACUUUGGAAGAAGGGUGAGAAGAAGGAGUAAUACUUCUGCGACAAGACGGGGAGGACAAGGAGAAGGAGGCGAGACGCGGAAAGAGAUUGGAGCUGGGGUGCGGGAGGACAACAGAGACCAUGCCGGGCUCGCUGGUGCUGCUGCUGUCCCUGCUGGUCCUGUCCACAGGAAGUGAUGCCAGGCGGAUCAGGAAGAGGGGACUCAACCAGAAGGACUAUGAGUACCCCAACCAGUCUCAGUCCACGCAGCACCAGAAGAAUGACCGGUGUCCGCCGCCGCCCCAGAUGCUGCCAGAGCGGGCCUGUGAGGUUCCCGGCUGCCGCUCAGACUCAGAGUGUGAGCGCCACAAGCGCUGCUGCUAUAACGGCUGCAUCUACGCCUGCCUGGAGUCCGUGCAGCCCCCACCAGUGCUGGACUGGCUGGUGCAGCCGAAGCCUCGGUGGUUGGGGGGGAACGGCUGGCUGCUAGACGGCCCUGAGGAGGUUCUGCAGGCCGAGGCCUGCAGCACGACCGAGGACGGUGACGAGCCGCUCCACUGUCCCACAGGCUACGAGUGCCACAUCAUCAACCCAGGAAAUCCUGCCGCUGGCAUCCCUAACCGGGGACAAUGCAUCAAACAGCGUGGCAACUCUGAUGGACGCAGCCUGAGGCACAAAUACUUCAAGGACUACAAGGAUUAUUUGGGAACCAAUUCUAACAAUGCAGUAGCCUACGAAAAACAUCACCACAAGCACCUGGGAUGAAAUCGAGCAGACCUCAGCCUCAGUUACGACCAUAACACAACCUCAAACGACCAACUGUCCACAAAGCGGCCCCGCCCUCUUCAGUCUGCUCUCAUCGCAUCUGAAACAGGAUCAGAUGUGACCCGGUUACCCAGCCCACAGCUCCUACCUCCCCUCUGCAGCGCCUCGUGUCGCGGCCCCUUUCCUCAGUCAUGAAUUCCUUUGGGACACACUGACAGACACACUGACAGACACACAGCAGACGAGUGUGGCGCACAUCCACAGCCAAAGACAAAUCUCUCCGUCUAGAGUCGAUGGAGGACCAGAGAACGUCAGAGCAGGGCGACGCACCAAAGCUCUUUGAUCAAAAAACCGUCUCAAAAGGAAAUAAGGAACCUGUGCCAUGUUUCCAUUUUUUUUUUACAACUCUCUCUCUCUAUUUUCCUUUCCCUCUCUGUUUUCCUCUCUCUCUCUCUCUCUCUCUCUAUAAAUGAUAACUGGUCAAAGGAGCAAAUCAAGACCAUGUGGUCCUGUUAUAAUACUUCUCUCUCUCCCUCUGUUUGUCAUGCACUGAUUACGGCUACGAAAUCCAAAUUUGCAACAUUAUUGAUGGUAUGCUAUUCAAAACUUUUUGCAGAAGGAUGCUGCUCGUAUUCCCUGCUCUCAAAUCUGGACUGGACUUUUAAAGAUGAAAAGGUCCAGCUGCAGAGGCUGAAACUUUUAAUCAAAUCUAACUGUGAUCUAACAGUGCGAUUAAUAAUUGUAAUUAUAAGAAUAUGAUCACUAUAAAAGACUGUUGUAAAUGGGGUUUUGACUCCUUCAGGGCUGAAGUCACAGGAAUAUGUAUCCUUUACAUUAAAAGUAAAAACAAAAACUUCCUUCCCUGCACAAAAAAGAAACAAGAAAUUUUGUCUUGCAUUCAGCUGCAUCGAGCUAAUUUCAGAAUGAUUUAGGCAAAAUUAUCUUCCGUACCAACACAUAAUUUCUAGCUCUACGUGCUUCAUUAUGAUUUAUCUCACAGAAACAAACAAAAUCCUUGUCUUAUGAAGUAAAGACAAAAUGAUUUACCAGUGCAGUGAUACAAUCUGACUGAAAAAACCUUGAAAUUAAGGUGAAAUCACUAAAUAACCAAGACUAAAGACUAAGUUUUAUUUUUGGGUAUUUGUUUUUUUUCCAUGUUUAAGUCUGAUGACAAAUCUGUCUUAUCCAUGAAAUAAACUAAACCAGUCUGUGCAUUAAACUAUCACAACCCGAUCCCAGUAUACACAUGGUAAAGGGCUUUUGAGUGACAGUGAUGUUUAAAGCUGCCUAAUAACAAUGAUAAUAAUAUUAAAUAAAACAAAAUACAUUGUUCUCAAACUGAUAAAGGUCUAACUGUCCAAAGUCAGUCUUAUAUAUCAUAUAUCUGUGUUAUCAAAACCAAAUGGUGCUCCGUUUCAAUGCUGCCUCUCAUAACAGGAGAAUAAGCUGGUCUGUAAUACAAAGACAUCGAAUAAGCUGGAGGUGUGAAGCAAAAGGUGUGACCAUUCUCUGUGUGCGCGACGAGAGUGAUAUCUGAGAGUUGCUAUAUCUGACUGGUGCUAUAAC
Molecule: messenger RNA, 2621 nt
Organism: Myripristis murdjan (pinecone soldierfish)
Lineage: Eukaryota; Metazoa; Chordata; Actinopteri; Holocentriformes; Holocentridae
Gene: wfdc1
Product: WAP four-disulfide core domain 1
Exons: 7
Coding region: 432-1055 (207 amino acids)
Biological process (GO): regulation of cell growth
Cellular component (GO): extracellular region
Molecular function (GO): peptidase inhibitor activity
Source: RefSeq, a predicted model, not a curated record